Molecule: messenger RNA, 1578 nt
Organism: Punctularia strigosozonata HHB-11173 SS5
Lineage: Eukaryota; Fungi; Basidiomycota; Agaricomycetes; Corticiales; Punctulariaceae
Product: hexokinase
Exons: 10
Coding region: 1-1578 (525 amino acids)
Biological process (GO): glucose 6-phosphate metabolic process; intracellular glucose homeostasis; glycolytic process
Cellular component (GO): cytosol; mitochondrion
Molecular function (GO): glucokinase activity; mannokinase activity; fructokinase activity
Source: RefSeq, a predicted model, not a curated record
AUGUCGGCGCGCUUCAGCAAAGACCGAGCGCGCCUCAUACUGCAAGAUAUAGAGGAUCAGUUCCAGUUGGACGACGAUGCAUUGAAGACGAUCACGAAGCAGUUCCUAGAUGAUUUCGAGCUCGGUUUAGGGAAAUAUGGACAGGCAAUGGCCAUGAUACCGACAUUCGUGACGGGCGUGCCGGAUGGCACAGAAACGGGGACAUUUUUAGCUCUCGAUCUGGGCGGAACGAACUUGCGUGUCUGUGAAGUCCACUUACACGGGAACCACCAGUUCGAGCUACGGCAGCAGAAAUAUAAGGUGUCGGAUGCGCUUAAGACCGGUGAGGUCACUGCCUUGUUCGACUAUCUUGCGGAUUCAGUCGACGCGUUCUUGACCGACUCCGGUCAUGACUUCAGCGAGCUUGACAACCCAUUCGAAGGCCCACCCGAAAUCCACCUAGGUCUCACGUUCUCCUUCCCCGUCGAACAAACGGCUCUGGACAGUGGCACGCUACUCACAUGGACCAAGGGAUUCGCCGCAAAAAAUGCAAUCGGCAAGGAUGUUGUAAGGCUCCUUCAGGAUGCCUUCGAUAGAAAACAUUUGCAUGUCCGUUGCGUGGCACUUGUGAACGACACUGUUGGUGCCCUGCUUUCUAGGUCAUAUACCGCGGGAAGCUGUCUCCUUGGGGCCAUCUUUGGGACAGGCACCAACGGUGCCUAUUUGGAGGAUGUAGCGAAGAUUACGAAGCUCAAGAACUCUCCCUCAGCAGCGAAAGGCGGGAAAAUGGUGGUUAAUACCGAGUGGGGAGCCUUCAACAACUCGCGAACAACUCUCCCGACAACAGCCUUCGACAACAAAUUAGACCGUGAAUCCAUUAAUCCGCGCUUUCAGGCAUACGAGAAGUUCAUCUCCGGCAUGUACCUCGGCGAAAUCACCCGGAACAUCCUCUUAUCGCUCGUGGACGCCGCGCCGAAGCCGCUCCUGUUUGGCGGGAAGUCGACCAAGCAGCUCAACACGCAUUACGGCUUCGACACGGCUGUUAUGAGUGCUGUCGAGGAGGCGUGGGAGGGUUUGAAGGUAGUCAAGCCGGAGCCAAUGCCCUCGCCCUCGGCGGCGAUAUGGGACUUCGAUGAAGCCAAGCUCGACGAGCCAACGAAGGAGCGCCUACGCACCAUUCAGCAGGUCAUCGUGGAGCAAGUGGGCUUUGCUCCGGAGGACGUGUCGCUGCAGGAUGCUGCGAUCGUUCGAUGGGCGUGCUCUCUGGUAGCACAGCGAGCAGCAAAACUCAGUGGAUGCGCAGUCGCGACGGUACUCGCGCAGACUGGUUAUGCGAAAUUGGGUGGUUCGGACUCCCAUGAUGGUCCGGAUAAGAUCGGCGUCGGUGUGGAUGGUAGUUUGAUUCAGCACUAUCCCAACUUUGAGGCAGGCUUGCGUCACUCCCUGCGUACCUUGGUCGGCGAAACCAUCGAGAAAAAAGUGGAGAUUGGUAUGGCCAAGGAUGGCAGCGGAGUUGGAGCGGCUUUAUGCGCUCUGCAGGCUGCGAAGGAACUGGCACGUAGCGGCACGGACGCAGCUGGUGUCGUAAACUCGAAAUGA